UCAGACUAGAAACUACGACGGGCUGCGUGCAUCUGACUGAAUAAAACAGAAUUAACAUGAAAUCACCAUUACAUGGACUACUUCUUUAUCUCCUUUACGGAGCGUUUUCUCGAUCCCAGUCUACCAAACAAGUAGUGAAAAAGAAACUGGGUGACUCCUUCACCUUCCCAGAAAAAAUUCCUGAAACAGUGCUUCUUACAUUUGGCCCAGGUGUCAGCUAUUCCACCGUGGCACGCAUACAUCAUUUCAUCUUAACUAACAUCUAUGAAGAAGGAUUCCGAGGUCAUCUACACGUGGACAGCGCUAACCGUUCACUGACAAUUACUGAUCUUCGGCUCAAUCACACUGGGACUUAUAAGCUGGAGCCUAACCCUAAACGUUAUGAUAUUGAAGUAUAUGCGCCCGUGUCGACUCCUGAAAUAAGCCUGGUCUCAUCCGAAAUUGGCAGCUGCACGUUCAACUGCUCAGUGGAAAAUGGAACACAGGUGUCCGUGUCCUGGUACAAAGGUGACAUUCUUUGGAUUAAAAAGAGUCCCGUCAGCCUGACACUCAAGUUGGAGGAGACAGAAUUCAAUGAUCCGUUCACCUGCGUGGCAAGGAAUGACGUGAGCGCGGAGAACAGCACGGUCAUGGCACACACCAUCUGCGAAGGAUCAAAAAAGGAAAGUCACGUCAUCAUUCCUGCUGUCAUGGCUGUGAUCGCUUUGCUGGCCGUCACCCUACUGAUCUUUUAUAUUAAGCGGAACAUGGAACCCAAAGAAGACGGAACAAACUACAACUUAGGAAAAGUAGAAAAUGACGGUGAGGAUGCCUCUGUAUAAGCGUCCAUUCCAUCUCCUGAUGAAUGAAGGCGUCACCUUCGACUGUCUCCCCCAAACCAGCUUAUCUUCUUGUUCGACUUCCAAAUUAUAUCCACUGGCCAGAGCAGAAGUCAAUGUUUGUGAGCUUUCAAUCAAGCAAAGUGGAUCACCUAGAUGGACAGGAUAUGCCGUUUAUAAUGAACUUGCUCGAGACCGGCUUUUAUUUUUUUUAUGCAAUUGCCAUUUUCCUUUUUUUUACCUUCCUUUACCAGACGCAUACUGAUGCGGCCUUUCUCUGAAUCACAAACAUAGUGCCUUCAGACCACUUUGACUUUUGUUAUAUUUUGUUCUGUCGCAGUCUUGCAUUAAAAUUAUUUUAAUUCAUUUUUCUUUCUCAUCACACCCCAGAAUGACAAAGCAGGAAUUUGUGCACAUGUUCCAAUCCUGUUGACACCGAGUAUUCAGACCCUUUGCCAUGGCUCCGGUGUAUCCCAUUCCAUUGAGACGUUUCUAUACCUUGCUUGGAGUCCACCUGCGGUCAAUUCAACUAAUUGGACUGAUUUGGCGACUCACCACACCUUUCUAUGUUUUUUCCCAAUAAUUCCUCGAUUUAUAACAAUUGUUCCUUACCAUUGGAAUAAACCCUCCUUCCUUGUGGGGCUUUUGUGAA
Polypterus senegalus (gray bichir) is the source of this 1470-nucleotide messenger RNA. RefSeq lists its product as uncharacterized. Bases 57 to 821 code for a protein of 254 amino acids. The record is from RefSeq and is a predicted model, not a curated record. The transcript has 5 exons. Lineage: Eukaryota; Metazoa; Chordata; Cladistia; Polypteriformes; Polypteridae.